CCAACUCAUGAAAAGCCUUUGAAUUUGGGGUCAAAUGUUUAAAAUUAUUCGUCACUCCAAUCGGAGCAUCAUACAUAGCUUAUAAAACUGAAACGAGAACUCAUCGUAAAUGUUUAGCAAUGGGUGCCCACAACAGCAAGCCGCAGACUGUGCAGAUGACCAAUCCGAUGGCAUUCGACAUCACACGGGAUGUGGUGGAAAGAAUCGACCAGGCCAGUGGAAAUGGCACCAAGGUGGGGACCUCCUUUUGUGAGAAGUGCAAAAAUAACGCCGGUAAAAGUUCGAGUUCCGAUGUACCGACAACGGUUGAGCACAAGCCGAUCCAAGUGCAGAAUCCACGACCUGUUCCGGCCGCCAAGUCCUGGAAAAAGAGGUCAUUGGAGGUCGAGGAAGCGGAGUUCGGAAAGUCCUUGCAGCGAGUUCAGGAGCUGUUCGGUAAGCCUGUAAAGUGGGCCAGGGAAUGCGAGGGCGAGAUUGGGAAGCUGGAGGAGGAGCUGAUCUACUGCUACCAACGAUAUAAAAACGAGCCCCUGCAGUGCUCCAACUUGGCCAGGCAGUAUCACCGGUUCGUGUUCGGCAAACAAAACGACGAAAUAUCAAAAAUGAAGGGGGAGCCCAGGGUAAACUGAAUUCAAUUUAAGAGUUCUUUUACAUACUCGUUGCAUUUUAUUCCGUCAAGCAACACCAGGCUAAUGUACUCAAUUAAAUAAAGAAAAUAUAAUUGAAGAAAUCAAAAAA
Drosophila ficusphila is the source of this 738-nucleotide messenger RNA. RefSeq lists its product as uncharacterized. The coding region runs from base 120 to 629 and encodes 169 amino acids. The record is from RefSeq and is a predicted model, not a curated record. Lineage: Eukaryota; Metazoa; Arthropoda; Insecta; Diptera; Drosophilidae. The transcript has a single exon.